UCAAAAGGCGAUUUGUUGGCGGGGCUGAGGCUCAUUUCCAUGCAAAGCGCCUGACAUCAGAGCACCUUUUGUUGCUAAACGCUUUCUUGAGCCUGGAGGGGAGGGAGUCAUGUGGAGUUGGAAGAGCUCAUUCUGAAGAGAGGGGUCCAGGACUAACUAGCCCGGGUCCACAGGCGUCACUGUCCCCUGCCAGGCCCUGCGUAAACUCUCUAAUAGAGGCGAGUCGUGUGCCACCCGGAGCCGGUCCCCGGAGCAGGACGUAGCACCCGUGCGGUUUGGCUCCUGACUCCCUGGUCCCGUGAACUCCCCGCCGCAGCCAGUGGUGUGGACUCCGCUCCAGCUACCCUGUUGCUGCGCCGGGCCCGGCUAGGAAAAGUUUCUGGAGUUGUCAAUCGCGGUCGCCCGGGAUCGAGGUGCCUGGUCCUGGCAGUGGUGCUCGUACCCAGCGGAGCCUGGGGCAUGCGACGCGGGGGCGCGUCCCGGUGACGCCGCGGGCGGGGACCUUGCGCCCCGGCGGCCGACGCGCUGCUGCGAGCCGUGGGCAGCGCGGGGACCCGGACGCACGGGGACUCGGCCAUGGAGGAGGACGCGGGAGCUGCUAGCCCGGCGCCUGAGCCUGAGCCGGAGGUGGAUCCCGCCCGGGAGCUGGAGCCCGAGGCCGGCAUCUCCGAGUCGUUCUCCCGCCUCUGGACCGACGUGAUGGGCAUCCUGGAUGGUUCCCUGGGAAAUAUUGACGACCUGGCACAACAGUAUGCAGAUUACUACAAUACCUGCUUUUCUGACGUGUGCGAGCGGAUGGAGGAGCUCCGGAAACGGCGCGUUUCCCAGGACCUGGAUGUGGAGAAACCCGACGCCAGCCCCACGUCACUUCAGCUGCGGUCCCAGAUUGAAGAGUCCCUAGGCUUCUGCAGCGCAGUGUCAACACCAGAAGUGGAAAGAAAGUACCCUCUCCAGAAAUCAAACUCAGAAGACGGCUGUGUAGGCAAAGGAGAUUGGAAGAAGAAAAAUAAAUACUUCUGGCAGAAUUUCCGAAAGAACCAAAAAGGAAUAAUGAGACAGACUUCAAAAGGAGAAGAUGUGGGCUAUGUCGCCAGUGAGAUCACAAUGAGCGACGAGGAGCGGAUUCAGCUGAUGAUGAUGGUCAAGGAGAAAAUGAUCACCAUUGAAGAAGCGCUCGCCAGGCUGAAGGAGUACGAGGCCCAGCACCGUCAGUCAUCCACCUUGGAUCCCGCAGACUGGCCCGAUGGCUCCUACCCGACACUGGAUGGCUCCUCCACCUGCAACUCAAGAGAGCAGUCGGAUGACGAGACAGAGGACUCAGUGAAGUUUAAGAGGUUGCACAAGCUGGUGAACUCUACUCGAAGAGUCAGAAAGAAACUAAUUAGGGUGGAAGAAAUGAAAAAGCCCAGCACAGAAGGUGGAGAGGAACAGGUAUUUGAGAAUUCCCCAGUCCAAGAUGAAAGGUCCGCACUCUACUCUGGAGUGCACAAAAAGCCAUUUUUCUAUGAUGGCUCUCCUGAGAAACCUCCAGAAGACGAUGCAGACUCUCUCACGCCAUCUCCAUCAUCCAGCAGUCUGGAUACGUGGGGAGCUGGCCGGAAGUUGGUCAAAACCUUCAGCAAAGGAGAGAGUCGGGGCCUGAUUAAGCCCCCGAAGAAGAUGGGGACAUUCUUCUCCUAUCCGGAAGAAGAGAAGGCGCAAAAAGUGUCCCGCUCCCUCACAGAGGGGGAAAUGAAGAAAGGUCUUGGGUCUUUGAGCCACGGGGUAAGUACCGAUGGUGUUUUCUUCUAUGACAACCAUCGGCGCAGGCACCACUUUCUGGUGUCCCUGGAGGAGGUUCAGAGUAUCCGUAAGCAAAUCCGCUUGAAGAAAACGGAUACUAAUUACUCCUGUUCCAGAACUUUUCUCUGCCAGCGUCCCUCCAGAAAAGGAGUAAAUGGCACCACCUGUGACCUGCUGCCCCGGCCGAAGCCCAAGGGGGGUGGCUGUGGCUUCGCUGGCAGGAGGGGCCGAGGGCGCACCUCGGUCAGCGAGUUCAAUAUCACCUACGUGGUGGAGCGGAGCCUCUACAGCCACCUGAACCUGACCCAGCUCGUGCGUCCUGCCUCGGACAGGACGCUGAGCAAGGCGGAGAAGCAGGACCUGAGGCGGUGCUUGCUGGAGGAGGAUGAGGAGGCAAAGAGGAAGUGGGCUGCCACGGUGGACCGCUGUACUAAAAGGGUUCUCUUGAGAAUCCACCAGAAGUCUAGAACCUGCAGUUUUGGUGGAUUUGACCUGACAAACCGUUCUCUGCAUGUUGGCAGUAAUAAUUCUGACCCCGUGGGUAAAGAGGGAGAUUUUGUGUACAAAGAAGUCAUCAAAUCCCCUUCUGCCUCCCGCAUCUCUCUCGGGAAAAAGGUGAGAUCUGUGAAAGAAACCAUGAGGAAGCGGAUGUCUAAAAAAUACAGCAGCCCGGUCUCCGAGCAGGACUCGGGGCUCGAUGGAAUGCCCGGCUCCCCCGCCUCGGUAAAGCUUGACUCUGAACACGCGGACAAGCCUAAGCUCAAAGCCGGGGGCUCUGUGGAAAGCCUUCGGAGUUCUCUGAGUGGCCAGAGCUCAAUGAGUGGUCAGACCGUGAGCACCACCGAUUCCUCCACCAGCAACAGGGAGAGUGUCAAGUCAGAAGAUGGGGAUGACGAAGAGCCACCCUAUCGGGGUCCCUUCUGUGGGCGUGCCCGAGUGCACACUGACUUCACCCCCAGUCCCUAUGACACAGACUCUCUGAAGCUCAAGAAAGGUGAUAUCAUUGACAUAAUCAGCAAACCACCCAUGGGUACCUGGAUGGGCCUGCUGAACAACAAAGUCGGCACGUUCAAGUUCAUCUAUGUGGAUGUGCUAAAUGAGGAAGAGGAGAAGCCCAAGCGCCCCACCAGGAGGAGGAGGAAGGGAAGACCAUCCCAGCCAAAGUCCGUGGAGGAUCUCCUGGACCGGAUCAACCUGAAAGAACACAUGCCCACCUUCCUGUUCAAUGGCUACGAGGACCUGGACACCUUCAAGCUCCUGGAGGAAGAAGACUUGGAUGAAUUAAAUAUCAGGGACCCAGAACACCGAGCAGUUCUCCUGACGGCGGUGGAGCUGUUGCAGGAAUAUGACAGUAACAGCGACCAGUCCGGUUCUCAGGAGAAACUGCUGGUGGACAGCCAAGGCCUGAGUGGACGAUCCCCACGAGACUCCGGAUGCUACGAAAGCAGCGAGAACUUGGAAAACGGCAAAACUCACAAACCCAGCGUUCUGUCGACCAAGUCAUCCACAGAGUCCAACUUAAAGUCUUUCACCAGGAGCCAACCAGGCAACUACCCGACAUUGCCUUUAACAAAAUCAGGGGAGGUGCGCAAACAGGGAGAGGAGGGCAGGCUGGGACGAGGUCUAGCCCCGGACACUGCCAAGUGCUGUGACGUGCCCUCUGUGACUGGUUUGAAUAAAAACCGAAGGAGUCUCCCAGUCUCCAUCUGUCGCAGCUGUGAAACCCUGGAGGGUCCUGAGCCCGUGGAAAGUUGGCCCCGAUCCCAUUCCCUGGAUGACCUUCAGGGAGAUGCUGACGUUGGCAAGAAUGUGCCUACCGAGAUGCCGGAAACCUGUCCUCAGAAUGUACCAGAAGUGCCACAGAAGACGUCUGCCUGCACCUCCAAGGCUCUGCCCCGAGGCCGAGAUCCCACCGCAGAUGUGAUGCUUCUGACCCAAAGCAAGAGAUUUUCUGAUCCCCCGAAAACGAUGGCUAAGAAACUGGACCGCUCCGUGGUGGCCUCCAACCUUGGCAUAGCUCCUCCUCAGUGUAUACCCAGAGAUUUUGAGGCCCAGCCUCCUGUUAAACCCGGCUUAACAAGGACGUCUCUUGAGGGUCUCAGAAAAGGACAUGACCACCCCCCUCUGGGCACCAAAGAAGGGGUAGACGGGGAGCAGAGUGCCCCUGAGACCAGGACGCAGUCCAGACAUCCAUCGCAGCCCCCUCCUGUGCCAGCCAAGAAAAGCCGAGAGCGCCUUGCCAAUGGCCUGCACCUGGUCCCCAACCCAGAGGCACCCAUCCUGCCACUGAAGAAAGCCAGCCCUGCUAGUUCAGUCAGUCCCAGCGACUGCCCCUCUCCCCGGGAGCCCAGGUCUUCCUCAGGGACUGAGCCCGGCAGCCCGGUCUGUACAAGACCUCCACCCUGGCUGGCUGAGCUGCCCGAGAGCGCCAGCCUGCAGGAGCACGGUGUGAAACUGGGCCCAGUGCUGAGCCGGAAGGUUUCCUGCGUCCGGGGUGUGGACCUAGAGAUGCUCACGGAGAACAAGCUGCAGGCUGAGGGCAUCGAUCUUACUGAGGAGCCCUACUCUGAUAAGCAUGGCCGCUGUGGGAUCCCUGAAGCCCUGGUACAGAGAUAUGCAGAGGACCUAGAGCAGCCUGAGAGGGAUGUCGCCACCAAUAUGGACCAGAUCCGGGUGAAGCUGCUUCGGAAGCAACAUCGGAUGGCGAUCCCGAGUGGUGGGCUGACAGAAAUCUGCAGAAAGCCCCUCUCUCCCGGAUGUGUUGCGUCCAUGUCGGAUUGGCUCAUCUCCAUCGGCCUGCCCAUGUACACGAGCACCCUUUCUGACGCGGGGUUCAGCACGCUGAGCCAAGUGCCUUCCCUGUCCCACACUUGCCUUCAGGAGGCCGGCAUCACCGAGGAGAGACACAUAAGGAAACUCAUAACCGCAGCCAGACUCUUCAAACUGCCACCAAGCCCUGAGGCCAUGUAGCCAGGCCGGCCGUGGCCCUCCCUGGACAAGAGCCAGCCUCUCACUGUGCUUAGGAAGCCGAUACAAUCCCUCCACAUCUGCUGGGCUUAACCUGAUUGGGAAGAAAAGGACCCUCUCGGGGCUCCCGAAUGUAGGACUAGGACUCAGAACCGAGGACCCUCUCUUCCGGAAAAGCCCUCCUCCCCAGCCCCUAAAGGAAACCGAGGUGGUUCUCGUUGAUGCCCAAAGGCAAGACAAGCACUUAGUUCCGUUUUUUCAGACGCGGAAGAGUCAAGACACUGCAAACAAUGUGCGUCCAGUCUAUCUUUGUGCUGGCAGCGGGCUAGGAGGGCGAGGCAGCCGGCUCGCGUCUGAUCGUGCCCUCGCGCAUCUAUUGGAUGCCCGAGCCCGAUGGGCUUAGCUAGGCCAAAGGAACAGACUCUGGAGUUACUGUAUACUAUUGACCAUGCUCAUUUGUUCAAAAGCUACAACAGCAGACUCUAUCAAGAACAGAACGGUCCUCCUCUCCUGUAGAUAAACGAGAGACAUUUUAAUUGCUUUCUAGCAAUUAGCUUUUGUUUGCCUUAAUAUAAACUUUUAACCAGUUAUCUAUCUAGUGCCCACAACCCUUACUUAACCCUAGUUCCAGAUUUUCAGCUUAGACUGCCAUCUAACGUGUUUGGGAUAUUUCCAGCAAAAAUAGCCUUUUUUUUU
Molecule: messenger RNA, 5445 nt
Organism: Mus pahari (shrew mouse)
Lineage: Eukaryota; Metazoa; Chordata; Mammalia; Rodentia; Muridae
Gene: Sash1
Product: SAM and SH3 domain containing 1
Exons: 20
Coding region: 577-4752 (1391 amino acids)
Molecular function (GO): protein binding
Source: RefSeq, a predicted model, not a curated record